Molecule: messenger RNA, 1223 nt
Organism: Molossus molossus (Pallas's mastiff bat)
Lineage: Eukaryota; Metazoa; Chordata; Mammalia; Chiroptera; Molossidae
Gene: IL13RA2
Product: interleukin 13 receptor subunit alpha 2
Exons: 10
Coding region: 42-1202 (386 amino acids)
Biological process (GO): cytokine-mediated signaling pathway
Cellular component (GO): external side of plasma membrane; membrane
Molecular function (GO): protein binding; cytokine receptor activity
Source: RefSeq, a predicted model, not a curated record
CACAAAAGAGUGGAAAUUUCAAGGCAUUAAAUUUUAGAGAAAUGGCUUUCAUUCGUUUGGAUAUCAGAUGCCUAUAUGCCAUUCUUAUUUGCACAGCAUUUGGCUCUCCUUUGUCUUCAACCACCGAGAUAAAAGUUAAUCCUCCUCAGGAUUUCGAGAUAGUGGAUCCUGGAUAUUUAGGUUAUCUCUAUUUGCAAUGGCAGCCUCCACUGUUUCUGGAUAAUUGUAAGGAAUGCACAGUAGAAUAUGAAUUAAAAUACCGAAACAUUGAUAGUGAAAACUGGAAGACCAUCAUUACUAAGAAUCUACAUUACAAAGAUGGGUUUGAUCUUAACAAAGGAGUUGAAGCAAAGAUACAUACACUUCUGCAAGGGCAAUGCACAAAUGGAUCCGAAGUUCAGAGUUUAUGGUCAGAAGCUACUUAUUGGACAUCACCUCAAGGAAAUCUGGAAACUAAAGUUCGGGGUAUGAAUUGUAUAUAUUACAACUGGCAAUAUUUACUCUGCUCUUGGAAACUUGGCAUGGGUGUCCAUUUUGAUACCAAUUACAACUUGUUUUAUUGGUAUGAGGGCUUGGCCCAUGCAUUACAGUGUGCUGAUUACAUUAAGGUUAAUGGAAAAAAUAUUGGAUGCAGGUUUCUGUAUUUGGAGUCACCGGACUAUAAAGAUUUCUACAUCUGUGUUAAUGGAUCAUCAAAAUCCCAGCUUAUCAGACCCAGCUAUUUUAUUUUUCAGCUUCAAAAUAUAGUUAAACCUUUGCCACCAGACUAUCUUAGUAUUACUGUGAAGAAUUCAGAGGAAAUUAACCUGGAAUGGAACAUACCUAAAGGACCCAUUCCAGCAAAGUGUUUCAUUUAUGAAAUUAAGUUUACAGAAGAUAAUACUACCUGGGUGACUACAACAUUUGAAAAUGAAAUAUAUGUCACAAGAAAAUCAAAUAAAAGCCAACAAUUAUGCUUUUUAGUGAGAAGCAGAAUGAAUAUUUAUUGCUCAGAUGAUGGAAUUUGGAGUGAAUGGAGUGAUAUACAAUGCUGGAGAGGUGGCAUACAAAAGGAAAUCUUAUUUUUCUUGAUAACAUUUUCUUUUGUCUUAUUUUUUGUUUUGUUAAUAACUUGUCUGCUCAUGAUGAAGCAAAAAGCUUUACUGAAAAUGGUUUUUCAUACAAAAAAAGAAGUCUUCUCUCAUCAAGAGACACUCUGUUAACUCAAUAAUUUUGUCUUAUGG